Molecule: messenger RNA, 3566 nt
Organism: Salvia miltiorrhiza (redroot sage)
Lineage: Eukaryota; Viridiplantae; Streptophyta; Magnoliopsida; Lamiales; Lamiaceae
Product: putative disease resistance protein RGA3
Exons: 3
Coding region: 520-3444 (974 amino acids)
Biological process (GO): defense response to other organism
Molecular function (GO): ADP binding
Source: RefSeq, a predicted model, not a curated record
AGACUUAGAAGUUAGAUCUAAAGAUAAAUUUUGUCAACUCUUGUUCAAUUUGCACCAAUUAAUUCUCUCUCUCUCUCUCUCUCUCUCUCACACAUAAUCUCACACACAUAGCAACUUUUGUAAAGCCUUGUUAAGUUUGCACCAAUUCUCAUCACUCUCUCUCACACACACACACACAGAAAAGUUAGUAAACUUCUGUUCAGUUUGCACCAAUUCUCUCACUCUCUCUCUCUCACACACACACACACACUCAUAGCCAAUUUUGUGAACCCUUGUUCAGUUUGCAUCAAUUCUCUCCCUCUCUCACACACACAUCACAUAGCCAAUUUUGUGAACUCUUGUUUAGUUUGCAUCAGUUCUCUCUCUCACACACAUCCACAUAGCAAAUUUUGCAAACUCGUAUUUGCAGAAACAGAUAUUCUUGGAAAAGCAGACAAGCUUAGUCUCUGGAGUUUUGUUUUUGACAGGGAACUGUGUUUUUGAAGUUAAAGCCGAGUAGGGAAGUUAUCAGAACACAGAAUGGAUGCGAAAACUGCUGCCUCCGUCCUUCAAGCUCCAAUUCAAAGCCUCAUCGACUUUUGCAAGAAAGAGUUCUCUCAAAUCCGAGGUCUCAACAAAGAAGCAGCAAAGCUAGCUGCGAGUCUCGACACCAUCCAGAAAUUCUUGAACGACGCGGAGGCGCGAACCAUCCCUGGCGAUGCCGUCAAGAGCUGGCUGAAGAAGCUUGAAGACGUGGCGUUCGACGCGGACAACGUUUUGGAUGAGCUCAACUAUCAUCUCCUCUCCAAACAAAUUGAGCACACCGAAACGAUGAUGGAAAAGGUAUUAUCAUGCUGCUCAUCAUCCUUCAAUUCUAUUGCGCGAACAAGAAAUAUGGCACUUAAAAUCAAAGAAAUCAAUGAGAAUUUGGAGUCCAUUAACAAAGAGGCCACCGAUCUUGGCCUUGUAGGGAGGCUUGCCGAUCAGCCUGCUUUGGAUAUUGCUACUUUGGAAACUAAUUCAUACACUCAUGAUCCAAUUUUUAUUGGAAGAGAUGAUGUUGUGUCGGAAACAGUUGAUAUGCUUACAAAUAGCAUCACAACUGAUGAAAAAUCAGUUUCCAUACUUGCCAUUGUCGGGAUGGGGGGAUUGGGGAAGACGACAUUGACGAGAAAAGUCUUCAAUCGUCUAAAGAAUGGGACUCGGUUUGGAUCACAUAUUUGGGUUCAUGUUUCCUCAAAUUUUGAUGCAUUAACUCUUUUCAAAAAAAUUCUCAAAGAGUUGACUCGUGAUCAAGUCGAAGGUGAGAGUCAGCAAGAAAUUCUUUCAAAGCUUGAAAAAGCUUUGAAAGAUAAAACUUAUCUUCUUAUUCUUGAUGAUGUAUGGAAUGAAGAUCUUUCCGAAUGGGAUGAUUUUAUCAAUUCCUUGUUGGGAGUUAGUUGUGUAAAGGGAAAUGCCAUUGUUGUUACCACCAGAAAAAUGGCGGUGGCUUCAAUUGUGAAUCCACUUCAUACACAUGAGUUGAAAGGCUUAUCAAAGGAAGAUUGUUGGUCCAUAAUCAGAGCUAAAACCUUUGGAGAAGGAAACGUUCCGUCAGACUUUGAGGCUAUUGGGAAAAGCAUUGCAAGAAGAUGUCAAGGUUUGCCAUUAGCUGCCAACGUAGCUGGGGGAGUGCUGCGCAAUAAACCUGAGGAAAAAUGGCGUUCAAUCGAGGAGAAAUGGCUUUCACCCGAUGAAGGAGGAGAUAAUAUCACAAAUAUAUUGAGGCUGAGCUUCGAUAAUUUGUCUUUGCCAUCACUUAAGAAGUGCUUCGCAUACUGUGCGAUGUUUCCUAAAGGCUCCCAAAUCAUGAAACAAGAAUUGAUUGAGAUGUGGAUGGCAGAAGGUUUUCUUCAAGCUGAUGGAAGGGAUGACAUGGAGUCCGUGGGCGAAAAAUUUAUCAACGUUCUUCUGCACAACUCUUUACUGCAAGUUUCAAAUAGAGAUUAUUUCGGGAAUGUGGAAAGUUGUGGCAUGCAUGAUCUUGUGCACGAUCUUGCUUGUUCUGUUUCAAGUUCCUCUAAUAGCAGCCGAGUUCGAUACAAGACUCUCGAAGAAGACGAAUCAAGUCGUAUCCCAAAAGAAAUGGCAAAAUCUUUGCGUACAUUACUACUAACAUCGGAAGGUGAUAUUUCUGAUAUCAACUUCUCAGACUUCGAAAGUUUGCAUGUUUUACGUGUUGACUCUCAAGUUAUAAAAGAGCUGCCAAGUUCGAUUCAAAAGUUGAUACAUUUGAGAGAUUUUGACAUUUCAAAGACAGAAAUUGAAGUUUUGCCGGAUUGGAUUGGUGAAUUCUUUCACUUGCAGACGUUGAGAGUAGACUCAAGAUGGUUGAGAAUUGGGAGAAAACUGCCAAGUACGAUUAAGUACUUGAUUAACUUGAGGCAUCUUUAUAUUGACUCGAGGGUAGAGUUGCCUAUGGGAAUUGGGAGAUUAACUUCUCUCCAAACGCUAAAGUACUUUCCAGUGGGCGACCAGAAUGGCUGCAAGAUUGAAGAGCUUGGAAGUUUGAAUAAUCUUAAAGGAGAGUUAAAGAUUCGCAAUCUCGAAAGGGUUCAUGACAAGGAAGAGGCUGGGAAAGCGAAUUUAUUCAAAAAGUCAAAAAUAUUGAAGUUGGGUUUGAAAUGGGGUGAUGACAGAGAAGGUGAAAGAAAUGAUGAGGAUGUAUUGGAAAGCCUUCAACCUCACUCAGAUCUCAGGGAGUUAGAGAUUGAUGGAUUCAAUGGAAAAAGAUUUCCAUUAUGGACUCAGAAGAUGUCAGUUGGAGAUGCGCCUCAAGGCUCUUGGGUGAUACUUAACAAUUUAAUGUCGUUAACACUCAUUAACUGCAGAGAAUGUGAAGAGAUCCCAAUGUUGGGGCAGUUGCCCAAUCUCAAGUCCCUUGUGUUGUGGGGAUUGAGGAAUGUGAAGUGUAUAAAUUCAUCAUUCUACGGAAGGGUGAACAAGGACACACGCAUUGUUUUUCCAGCUCUCGAGAGGUUCGAAUUGAAAUGGAUGGCUAAGCUGGCAGAGUGGGCAGAAAUAGAAAUUUCGGAUGGAAGUGAAGUGAAGCUAUUUCCUCGCCUCCAACAUUUGUCAAUUGAUAAUUGCGGGCAAUUGAUGAGUGUUCCAAGUCAUGUGUCGUCAUCAUGCCUUGAAUGUUUGUCAAUUUUUGGAAUCGGUGUGGAAUGUCUGCCAGCUGAUUGGUUAUUGAGUAACAGCGAGACUCUCUCUUCUUUGAGAAUAACUAACUGCCCGAAUUUGAGAGAAAUAUCAGAUAGGUGGGGAGAAGAAGAAUCAGAAGGAAGAAGCUUCACAAUCACAUCCCUCCCUAUAUUCCCUCGUCUAACAUAUUUGAUGAUUCUACACGUUCCUAAGUUAAGUUUGGAGACUGUGGAUGCAAUGCGGCGCCUCCAAGUUGAUGGCUACAAAGACAUUGACCCGUGACGGUGAGCAUCAAUAUAUUUUGCUUGCUAAACAGUUGUAUGUGUAUUUUAUUUGAAAAUGAAAUUCUAAUUAUUAGAAAUUGAAGUAGCCUACUAAAAUCUAUUAUCUUAUUUUAUGGAGUU